AUAUGAGCUGAAAUUUCUGAAAACCUUUCAAAUGCAUUGAAAGCGUUGCUCAUACGCCCCACCCAACCAGCGGUAUACAUAUGAUAAAUUACCAACAGCAGCGAAGCCAUAAAAACUACAAAAAGUGAUUGAGAGUUAUCUAUGUUGGCUAUAGGCCACAGCAUACACCUGUAAUACCAGUUCAAAGAGUGAUUGCAAAUUAUUCAAGUGAUUAUAUAAGCGCAACAGCGCCAACUAAUUAAAAGAAGCUAAUUUGUGCAAGUGCGGAAAGUGUGGCUUAAACGUAAUUAAAUAAAAAUAGGUGCAUAAAAAAUACAAAAAAACAAAUUUUAUACGAAACAACAAUAACAACAAACAGUUUAAACGUCUAGCAAUCGACAGCAUGACCGAGAACCAGGAUAAACACGCCGCCAGCAGUAGCGACAGCACAGAAAUUGCCAGCAGUCACAAUAACAACGCACAAGGCCAGAGCACAACUGUCGGCGGCGAUGGCAACAACAUCAAACCGAAGGAUAAGAAAAAUGACAGCGAAACAACAGUCGCGCUGGCGGAUACGCAACAUGAAGGAGAAAAGGAUAAAGCGCCGCAUGACAGAUGCGCUCACAAGGAUGAGUUCGGCACGCAACGUGUGUACAAGAAGACUUCACCCAACUGUGUGCUCACACUCUAUCUACCGUCGCGUGAGAUCACACUCUCCGGCAAUAAUCCGGCCAUAUUGCGUGGUAUAAUCUAUGUGGAUCCAAAGGCGAUACAAGGUUACAGGGUGUAUGCUCAAUUAACAUUGACAUUUCGUUACGGUCGCGAGGAUGAAGAAGUGAUGGGUUUGCGUUUCUGUAAUGAGGCUAUAAUGUCGUUACAUCAAGUUUGGCCACGGAAUGAGGAGCCGGCGCGUGAGUCACUUAGUCCAUUGCAGGAAGCCUUAGUGAAACGCCUUGGCGAUGGUGCACACCCAUUCACACUCACCUUAACGCCACAAGCGCCGCCGAGCGUGCAAUUAGUGCCGGCAAAACGUUACUACGGCGCACCGAUCGGCACCAGCUAUGAUGUGCGCUGCUUUAUAGCGGAUAAAACGGAUGAGAAAUUUCAUCGACGCGCCUCAGUUAAAAUGGGCGUACGCGUUAUCUAUCGCACCGAUGUGUAUCAGCAUUCCAACGGGCCGGAGAAUUUCGCCGCGCUCAUCAACAAUCAGGGCGCCUCACCGCCAUUGACCGCUGCGCUCACUUCGCCGCCAGCAGUGCUUAGUGCUACUGGCGCACUUAACGCCCAAAAUGGCAAUACAACACCAGCCUUGUCAACGAUGCUGGGCGGCAGCGGCAGCGCAGACAGUAAUACAAGUUUUGACGGUGCCGCAACGGCCGGUGCUGGCGGUGCUGCUGCUGUUAGUGGUGGUGAACGCAUACCGUCCACCACACAGAGCCAUACCAAGCCGCGUAAAUCGGAACGUGGUGAUUCGUUUCCCAAACUGCGCCUCUCACCGAAGUCUUUUCGCUUUAGCGGUCGUUUUGGGCGCAGUAAAAGCGAGAUUGAGAAAUGUCCCAGUGAUCCGUUCUACAAUUAUAGUAAAUCGUUUCAGGAGUACGACUGCACUGCUAUUGCCGGCGGCAUUGGCGCUGUCGGCGUUGGCGGCAUUAGUGGCGCACCACACAAUGCCUCGCCUGGUGGAGGCGGCGGCGGUUGUAUGGUCGGCGGUGUAAUUGGCGGUAAUGCAGCGUGUGCGCUCAGCGGCAGCGGCGGUGGACCACAGGGUGCGGUGGACAAGCCAUUCCUCUUGCAGGACGGACGAGUCGGCUUGCGGGCGAGCCUUGAUAAGGCCUGGUAUACGCACGGCGAGGAUGUCUGCGUGACGGUGAACAUCAAGAAUGACAGCCGCAAGACGGUGCGCAAAGUGCGGGUGUGCGCCAUUCAACACGUCGACGUCUGCAUGUUCAACAAUGGUAAAUUCAAAAAUAUCGUCGCCGACUCGGACACUAGCUCACCCGUAGAUCGCACAGUAUCGCCCGGUAGCACAUUGAACACUACAAUCAUACUCAAGCCACAGCGCGGUCAAACUAAGAACUGGAUUGCGCUCGAAGAUACUUUACAACGCAGUACCGAGCCCGAAGAGAUCACUGGCGUUAUAGCUGCCUCAGCGAUACGCUCACCAAAUCUUAUACUAGCACCUGGACAGGCAAUGAAUCCCUGCCCCAGCCCUGCUGUGGGCAUACCACAACCAAGCGGUUAUCAUGGACACGGUGUAUCGGGCAUAGUGGGCGACGACCGCAACGUCUUCGCCAUUUAUGUGUCCUACUAUGUGAAGGUUAAGUUAACUUUGAGUGGCAUGGGUGGUGAACUGUCACUGAAGCUACCCUUCGUGUUAGUGCAUGUCGAAGAACCAAAAGUGGAGCACAAGGUGGAACGGCUGGCUUUAGAUGAUGUGCCGGCUGGCAAACGUAAUGGCAAUAAAACAAAAGGCGCCGCUACCACUUCGGCGUCCGGCAUAACAGGAACUACACCACGCAAAGAUGGAAAUGGGCGUCCGCAUCCACAGCACCUCGAUCGCAUCGAAUCGGUGGACGAUGAGAUACGCCUGCCGAUACCGGAGACAGCCAUACCCACUACUGCACCAACUGGCAGUGCAAAGCGUAAGCUGGUGCGCAGCGAAACUUUAGCUAAAGAUUUGGAUGAGGAAAUCGAAGAGCAAGCAGAGGCGGCAGCGCGAAAAGUCACGCUUAGCACCGAGGAAAGUUUACCAAAUGAAGGUGAGGAGCUGGAGCAAGUGCACAUUGUGCAAAUACACUCACAUGUAGCGGAGAGCACUGAAAAAGAAGCGGUCAAAUGUCAGGAAGAGGAGACAGACAAAGAAGUGAAGGAAAAUGUGAAGUCUGAGGAUCCAGAGGCUGGUAUAAAGCCACAAGAUGCACCAACAAAUGAUGAUGUAGCUGUCGCUGUGGAAGACGAAAAAGUGGACCCAAACUUGAGCGCGGUGGAGGAGACGCCUAAUGUCGUUGAGCAUCACCCUCAUCCCUCCCAUGUGUGAUUCUCGUUUCUGCGCGGUAUGUUUCAUAAGAAACGACACACAAAAUGAAAUAGUCUCACUUUGAAAUAGAAAGCGAGGGGAUGUAUUUCUUUAGAAGAAGGAACAUAGUAUUGGUUUCAGUAGAAGAAAAACGUAUAAAGUAAAAAGUGAGCCACUAGAAGUUACAUGUUUUUUGGAUAGGAAUGAUCUCUAACUAUAUGUAAAAUAUAGAUAUGGAACCAUUACUGUAAGAUAAAAUGAGAAACUUUGAAAACUCAGUGUUCUAAGAAUUAUAUAUAAAGUAUGAAAUUAAGUAUAGAGUAAAACUAAAGUCUUUGCAGAACAUAAAAUAUGUUCAGCGCAAGCGUAAGAAAAACAGAUAUCUGUUAUGAGAUCUCGUGAAACUAGUUCCGGGUAACAAAAUCAAAAAGAAGUAAACAUGAAGUUCCUUAAAGAUAUUUGGAAGACACGUUCUGGAAAUAACUACUGCAGAUAUCAUUACAAGGUAUAAGUAUUCGAAUAUAUUCUCGUAUAUACAAUUUGUGCUUUUUAUGGAGGUGAAUACAGGAGGUAGUGAUUUUAAUAGGGUAUAAAAGAAACACUAUUUGAACAGAUAUUGAAAAUCUUCCCUUAUAUCACUUAGAAAAGGAUAUAACCAACAGACAUUUGUUCUUUAAAUGAUUGCUAUAAUUAGUCUGAAACGACCGUGUAAAAAUGCGUUAAUGCGGUUUCACAGAUAUAAUUCUUCGCUGAAAACAGUGAAUAUUUAAGUCGAGCAUAUACAUGUACCGGAAAUAGAAAGCUUCCAUUUCAAAGUGGUCCAAUGUAGUUUCACAGGAGUUGAAACAUGUUUCACCGCUACAAACAGGACAUAUUUAACUUCGAAAGGUAAGCUUAGAUAAACAUUCAGGUAAAUGUGUCUCACAUUUAUAUGAACUAAGCUUAAAUAGAGGCACCUACAAAAUUGGGAAGAGGUUUUUAAAUGUAAAAUUAAAAUGAAGAUUAUAUAGUAUUAAGUAUGUAGAUUAAAAUAAAAUAAGUCAAAACGAGUUGGAAGAACUGACAACUUUGUAAAGUUCAUAGCAAGAAUUUAAGAACUAGAAUAUGAUUUUACAAGAUAGUUUGAAAACUAUCUUAUAUUUGUAAUAGCUACACUACAUGUUCUACACAGGAAGUAUAGAACGUAAAAUGUAAUCAGCAAAAGUAUCGUAAAAAAAAAAUUGGAAAAACACUUUUCCCAAGCAGUGGUCCCAAACUUUAAGUCAAAUUAUGAAUAACUAAAAAAAAUUAUGAGCAACUGCACCCACAUAUAGCAUAAAUGCUAAUAAAGAAUAAACCAGUUGUAGAUACUAUUAUAAAAUAAGGUUUCAGUGUUACACUUGCCUAAAAAGCAUAGAUACAUAUCGUUUAAUACUAUAGAAUGGUUAUGUAUUAUGAACACCAGAAAUCUCAAGGUAUUCUAGCGGUAUGGUUUCUUAUUGGAAAUUUUGCUAAAUCUAUAAAUAUAGAGCUUAUGAUCUAAUGACAUUGGCACUGAAGCAUUAAAUAGGUUCAUUAAGUAGUUAGAUUGAGAAACCUUGCUCCCCAUCUGGAUCUGUGAACUAUGUAUAUAGAUCGACACUCUUUAUGUAGAAUAGCACAGCUAUAGUUGAAAAAAUACUGAUUAUCUAGAGAAUAAAGGUUUGCCGCACGCUCUAACCGCAUUAAGAAUACUUUUGUGGGUUUUCAUACAUAAUCUAUUGAGAAUUCUAUACAGUUCUUGCUAAAAUUAGUAAAUUGAUAACAGGUUUUUAGAGCAACAAAAUUCCUGAAUUUAUUAUAUUUAAACCAAAAAUAUAUUGCACACUUAAUGAAAUAAAGAACAAAACAUGAAAUUGCAAAAAAAUUAAAUAAAUGAUGAAUAAUUAAUAUUAAUUAAUGGCUAAGUGUAUAUGUGUUAAAUUCAAUGUGCGCCUAAAUGUAUACUACAAAUCUUACUAAAUAAAUGGAGGCUUCGAAAAUUAAUAAAUAGAUUAUAUAACUGUUAACUACAAGAAGCUGGACUUCUGCUGACAUUGUUGUAGGCAUAGUUAUUAUGUAUGCGUAAAUCUAAAAAUAUAGUCAAAAUAAUUGUGGAAAGAUUCAUGCGGAAGAAAUGAACUAACAAAUAACCUAAAUAAAACAAAAAAAUGUGUGGCACAAACUUACAUAUUUACUUAAAAUUGCGUACAAAUUGUGUAAGCCAAAAAGUAUGCUACGAAUAAUAUGCAUUACGACACGAAUUUGUAGGUAGCAUACCUUUAGGCGGUAGAUAAUUCAGAUGCAAUAUGCUGCUGCCAGCAUUACCAAAGGUACUUAUGCACUUAUUAAAGAAAAAAGAGACAUUCAACAAUUCCAAGGGUUAAAGCUUUUGGACAAUUAUUAAUUGGUGUUUGAAAAUGUAUUGUAACUGGUAACUUGAGUUAACUGAUAAAUGGAAAAUGUGUUAAUUGUAAGGGAAAUUCCUGUAAAUUAUAGCUUGAUGUGAGCAUUAUGUUGGACAUAUAGUAACUAUUAAAAAAUGAAACAGCAAAAGUUUGUGAAAUAAAAUAAUAAAUAAUAAUAAAAGCACACAAAUUGUUUAAUUCUCUAACGGUAUGUACAUAAAAGCGCAUGCAAUACUAUAGUGGACAAUGAAAACUAAUUUCUGCACUGCAUGCAAUUAGAUAUGCUAAAAAUAGCAUUGUAAUAAAUUUAAAAGCUCGUCACUUAAAUGGCAGCAAAAGCUUAGUUAACACAAAAGCGCUCAAAGAUUACCUUAAAGAGCUGGUGAGAGCAUAUAUGAGUAAACAAUGUUGCCAAUGUGCUUCGCUACAUAUAAUUCUAC
Messenger RNA from Zeugodacus cucurbitae (melon fly), 5840 nucleotides. RefSeq lists its product as uncharacterized. Bases 383 to 3016 code for a protein of 877 amino acids. The transcript is spliced from 7 exons. NCBI's taxonomy places the organism in Eukaryota, Metazoa, Arthropoda, Insecta, Diptera, Tephritidae. Gene Ontology annotation, biological process: G protein-coupled receptor internalization; signal transduction. The record is from RefSeq and is a predicted model, not a curated record. Gene Ontology annotation, cellular component: cytoplasm. Gene Ontology annotation, molecular function: G protein-coupled receptor binding.